UCAAGCGGCGCUAGCUUCUGCUUUAAUUUAAGUUCCUCGUCAAGCUUAGUCGUGCGUUAAUAAUAGCCUAUAUCGUGAGCUAGCUAACUAAGACGCGAGUCUGAGAUCUUGGAAUCACAUUCAAUCAGAAAGAAUUGAUACUGAGGUGCAAAGAGAUGGACCAAGGUACAGUCAUCCAUCUACAGGGAGACAUGGGUGCGGCUGUGGAGAUCAUAGUACAGGAACACCCAGUGGGCGGGGCAUUUGUGGAAGAGGGCAGUACGGGGGGAGCUACUGACGUAGAGCGACAGGUGCAAGACGGCAACUCGGAUGCAAUUCCAGUCUUCCUUUCACAGAACGCUGAGGCAGAGGGUGGGCAAGAAGAUGGCCAUGGAGAUCUGGAUCAAAUACAGAUCCCCAUUUCAAAUACAGAUCACAAAUCUGCACUUGUCUCAGAUACUUUAUUUGAUGUUGCCAUGUCAGAACGAUUCGGAUACGUCUACAGUCUGGACCGAGCUGAGAAAGUGCGCAGGAAUUUCGAAGUGCGGACCAACACGUCAUAUGUGGCUGUCAGCAAUGUCAGACCGAACUUUGGCCAAACGGAAUUAAGUCGUGAGAAUCACCGCAUAUACUGGGAGGAGCCGCAGCAAGACACGCCCAUCAAAAGCACGUCAAGGAUCAAGUUUGACGGAGUGCCGUUCAUCUUGCUGGCCAAGAGAGUUCUGGAUUGCCAGCAUGGCAGGGCUUGGAACAGACGAAGGGACAAAGAAAAGCCAGAGAGAAAACGAAGGAAGAAACAGUGCACUCCAGCAACAAGAAAGCUUGGAUGUCUCGCAAACAUCACGAUGCGGGAACUUAUGUGCUUCCCAGAGUUUAAGAUAGUUGAAAAUUCGGAAUACAAAAGAAAAUUUGCCUCAAAACAGCUGAGGAUGGCAUUGAAAAAGGGCGGAGUUAGAGGAGAGAAGAGAAUCUACAUUGACCUGCCAGAUGUGUCCAGUCAUAACCAUCCUAUUGAUCAGAACACCCAAGUCACACACCAAGCCCUUGAUGAAAGGGUCAUGAAGAAGCUACAGGAACUUGUGGCUGCCGGUGUUUUGGACAUUGAAGAAAUGAGAAUGCAUCUGCAGAAUUACGUCCAGAACGAGAUCUGCUUUGGGCAGCCCUCCAUACCACUCAGCAAUAGACGGUUCUUUCCCAGCAAGUUCACCAUCCGAACUCAAGUACACAGGUGCUGUACACCUCAGACGCAUACUCAUGAAGAAACGAGCGAGUUCAAGAUUCGAGGACAAUCACACCAGUCUGUAAACAUGGCAGAACUCCCAGUGAAUGCAGAACUUGCGAAAAACAUUGGCACAGAAUUCUGUGAACAGUACUACAAUACAUUUGACACAAACCGGGCAGGGCUUGCACCUUUAUACACUGACGUCUCUGUCAUGUCAUUUGAAGGUGAUUUGAAAAUUGGAGCCAAUUCAAUUAUCGCAAAACUUAUGGCACUUCCGUUCAAGGCAGUCAAACAUGUAGCCACAGCUGUAGAUUGUCAACCUACUGUAGACAACUCCAUCCUGAUUUCUGUACUAGGUCAAGUAAAGACGGAUGACGAUCCCCCUAAGUCAUUCCAUCAAAGCUUCCUACUAAAGAGCGGCGGAGGGAACUACUAUGUCCUGAAUGACAUCUUUAGACUGAGCUUGCACAACUUUUGAUAGUCUAGUAUUUACAGUGAGGAUGAACUCGCCAGCUCAAUUCCAACAGUGCUUGGUUUUGCCUUUUUGUCCUUCCUUUUUUUUACUUUUUGCUUUUCUGACAUAUCUGUAACCACAUGUCCGAUUACUGCUGGUGAUGUAUUUGUACAUGUACAUGUACAGGCCAUCAAUGAAUGCUAGACACCAUUUCCACCCAUCCCCCCUCAUCCCCAGUUCCAACUAUUGAUGAAGCAUUACUUUCUUUACUUUACUUCUUUGCUCUGGGUCCUGCUGAAUCAUGUAUAAUCCCAGAAAAGCAAACAUGUAAAUGCCUGUUGAUUCCAGUGAAGUCAAACAGCGAAGAAAACAAAUCGGUUUUAUAGUUCACUGUAUCAAAAAGAUCCAUGGAAUCUGUCAACUAUUGGAUCGUAUUGAAUUCAGUUGUGUGAGGCAUAAAUGCUGUACUUGCUGUUUCAUUUGUGUAUAGUGUUCAGAUUUUUUGGAAAAAGUUAUUAACAUUUUGUGUAGAAUAUAAAAUUUUACCAGCUAUUAAUCCAAAUGCUACCCAAGCUAAUAGACUUAAGCCAUAGUGAUGUCACGCCUUGUUUUACCUCUGCGCCUUCCUAUGGGAGCCGGGUGGGGCCAACUGCCUUGCAUCCCUACCUGGCUCCCAUAGCGCACAUGUAAACAAAGAGUGAUGUCAUUAUGUCGUACGUCCAUUGGUUCUCAGUGACAAGAAGACAACUUUAAACUCCUCAUUUUUGUACAAAUAUAUACACAUUAUUAGACAAUAGAAGCGCAUCUAAAAGCCUACAAAAUUCUUGGCCAUUUCCACCCUUUUUAGACUGGCAUUCCAGAGUCCAGCUGAUCAAACAGUAUUAGCAGGGGUCCCACAGUCAUGGAAAAAGCACGGAAAAUCCUGAAAUUUACAGCCUUGUUAUUUUACAAGGAGUCAUGGAAAGUUGAUAUUCCAAAAAAAAUGGAAAAGUCAUGGAAUCCUUCACAACCCUUACAUGAUAAGGCGUAAUAUUUAGCUAUGGCAGUCUUCCAGUUUGCACCGUCAGGACGCGUUUGUGGCGCCCAGUCUUGUGUCAAAUUGGACAGCUGAUGGGAUUGGUGUCCCAUGCCUCAGUGUGAUGACUGACCAGUGUAUUGUAACUAGACUCCUAGGAUGCCAUUCAGGGGAGGAACUGGUCGUGGAAAACUCUAUUCAAUAUUGUCAUUGAAAAGUCAUCGAAGAUCAUUUUUAAAUUUCUGUGGGAAAACUGAAUAACAGCAAAGUAAAUUUGAUUUCAGACAGCCAAACUGUGUAUUUAUGUUCCAUUGACUAGACCCUAGAGUCAUUCCCAACAACCGCAACUGUCAAUGUUUUGCAUAGUCUGCCCUGUUUCCAAUGUCCAACUCUUCAUGUUCCUUGUUUAACUAUUUGGAAUAAUUUAGUUGGGCGUGACUUUGGAACUCCAGGGUAGGGGUGUAAAAGAAAUCAGGAAAUUUUGAUUAAGUUACACUAGGUGAUACAAAAAUGUUUAACUUGUAAUGGUUCACCAUUCAAAUUAACGCCUUCUUUUUUAUAAGGUUCCCUGUGUAUUCCCCCCUAUAAUUUACUUGAUAAGCUUGUAAUGGAAAUGGGGACAAGAAUAAUAAUUGUGAUGAUUAAAACGUAUAUGGUCAGACCCAAACCAUUGGGUAUGGACAAUUGACUAUCAAUUCUGUUAUAUCAUUUUGUAAACUGUCAAAAGGAAAAAAUACCAUAUGCUCAAAAAAUCUUCCAUCUCUAAUUUUUUUUCAGAGUAAAGUUACGUCUUAGCAAAGCAUGUGUAUAAACAGGCAUAGCUGCAUGAUGCAUGCGGAAAAUUGAAGCAACACAUUGACAAUUUCUAAAGUUUUCAAAUUCUAAAGUUUUCGAAUGUAUACCUUAAACUUUCCGGUCAUUUGUUACUUCGCAUGUAUAAUUCCUUUCACUAGUGUGCGUUUUCAUUUUACUAUCAUUUAAGUUGCAAUUUGAAAAACAAUUGGCUGAAAAUUCCCAACAACAUAACAUAAUUGAUUGACCAAUGAGAAUGCAGUAGUCAAAGGUUUCAGCAACAGACUGACCCAUUAAGCCCCACCCAAGGGUGUGUCAAAAAUCUCUUUAAAACUUUGAGGAUUGAAGUUCAUUAGGGUUUGAACUGUGCGCACAAAAGGUGCGUGCAAUAUGCACAGCUGAAACGUACAGCAUGGCAUUGGAGAUGCACACGUAUAUAAUGUAGUUGCCCUAUGUUCAGUGGCUGGGGCCUAAUGGAUCAGUCUACUAGUGCUCCUAUGUUGUGACUAUUGGUAUUUUUGGAAUGUUUGCUAUGUUUUCAUUCAUCAAUUUCUUAAGGUAUAUGUAGGAUAACAUGCUUGUGCUUGAAACAGUAUAUAAUUAGUGCCAAUGUCAUAUAAAAUUUGGACUCCCAUGAAAUCUUGUCGUUUCUACCAUGUACAAACUCCAACACUCAAAUGUGACCUGUCACUGUCCUUAUCUUCAUGUAAGCAUGCGCAACACAACCAAGCAAUGAGUCUGUAGUUCAUAGAGUCCAAAAUUUCACACUACACCGGCUUAUAUUUCCGGGGAAGAGAACUCGACUUGAUUUCAGCACCGAUAGAUACAGAUAAUUUAUCAGGGUUUUCAUGCUCAUUUGCGUGUAAUAACUGCAAAAUGUGGGUAAUUCUUCAUAUUAAUUGUCAGAAAAGUAUUGAAGUGGUGUUGAUACAGUGGCUAUGUUAGAAGAUGUGGAGUGCGAAACUUAUACAAAAUAAUGGAAAAGGGACGGCAUGGCUGUUACUUGAGUACAUUAAGAUUUCUCUGCGCUUGCAAGCCUCAGGUGGAAGACUUUAAAAUAUGGGGAAAGUUAGACGAAAUGAGUGCAAACUGUAAUUAAUUAAUGGCAUGGAACAUAUGCAUGAGUAGCAAUGAUAAAUACUGACUGUUGAAAUAAACACUUCAUGAACAUUUUGUAUA
This is a messenger RNA of Patiria miniata (bat star), 4641 nucleotides long. RefSeq lists its product as uncharacterized. NCBI's taxonomy places the organism in Eukaryota, Metazoa, Echinodermata, Asteroidea, Valvatida, Asterinidae. The record is from RefSeq and is a predicted model, not a curated record. Gene Ontology annotation, molecular function: DNA-binding transcription factor activity. The transcript has 12 exons. Bases 156 to 1679 code for a protein of 507 amino acids.